This is a messenger RNA of Anthonomus grandis grandis, 2669 nucleotides long. Its product is annotated as protein PFC0760c-like. The transcript has 10 exons. The coding region runs from base 379 to 2448 and encodes 689 amino acids. The record is from RefSeq and is a predicted model, not a curated record. Lineage: Eukaryota; Metazoa; Arthropoda; Insecta; Coleoptera; Curculionidae.
AACUGUACCAUAAGACGCACCUUUAAAAGAAAUCAAUCAUUAUAUCAUAUAGUUAUCAUCCGCGUUCGCGAACGAGUGACUUUCUUGCGGUCUUCACUUGAUUCUUGUUCAUCGUUUGGUUUUUCACUUGUUUCGGGGCGGGGAUUGAUCCCUACUUAAGCGGUAAGUGUCACCUACUUCCGGCCUACUUGGAAUGUAAAAAUCUUGAUUUCUUAAUUAAAUCGUGGUUGAAGGAGCCGCAAGUUCAAGUUAGUAGUGACCGGUUGCUGACCGAAAGAGGUACUGUGGUGCCUACCGAUUUGUGACUUAUUUAUUUUAUGUGUGUUUUAAGAUUUUUUUUAACUGUGAUUUGCUUGUGAUUUUAAUAUCUGAAACAACAUGAGGUUGUACCUGCUAGGAACAGCCCUGCUAUAUCUUGCCCUUCAAUGCCAAGCAAACCCUAUUAUUAUAACAGCUAAUCCUGACGCACAAAAUGUCCAAGAAAAAUCAGCAGAUAGCAUCGAAUUAAAGGGAGAAAUACAAGAAGCUACCCAAGGUGUCUUUAAUAAAAACAAUGAGGAAGCUAUAGAUUCUGAAAAAUUAAAAGAUAAUAAAGAAAAUACUGAACAGCAAAAAGAUAACACAGAAGUUCAACAAGUCGAUAAAGAUGAAAAUAAGACAGGAGAUGAGAAAAAUGAAAUUAAAUCAGAAAAUGUUGAUGAGAAAGCAUCUGAAGCAUCAACGGAGGUGGCUACAAAAGCUCCAUCCCGCUCGCAAAAAAAGAAGCAUACAAGCAAGUCCAAAGUAACAGGUCGUCAAUCUUCAGACGAUGAUGACGAUGACGAUGAUGAUGAUGAUUCUUUCGAUGAUGAUGAUGAUGAUACCGCUGCUGAUGAGUCCGACGACGAUGACGAUGAUGAUGGUGAUUACUUCGAUGGACUGUUUGAUGAUUUAUUGGGAGGAGGUGACGACGAUGAAGACGAUGAUGAUGAUGACGAUGACGACGACGAUGAAGAUGACGAAGACGCCUCACCAGGAGUCAUCACUAACACGGCUCAACUUGCACAGCCCACUCAAUCUUCACAAGGGACACAAAGUGCCGCUGCUGCUGCUGCUCAAGCAGCAGAAAAUGCUGUACAAGAAUCCGCCGAAGAACAAGCUGUUGAAGAGGGAGAUGUUGAAAAUGAAACAGGUACGGAUUUUCCGCCAGACGGUUCCCUGAUCGAAAAAGACCCAGUACAAUCCGCCGAAGAUGUAUCUAUCGCCCAAAACUCCGUGCAAGAACCAAUUAUAGUCGAACCGGUCCCGGCUAAUGAUGAUGAGGAUGACGAGGAAGACGACGACGAUGACGAAGAAGACGAUGACAUCGUCGGCGGUAUUAUCGGUGACGACGACGAUGAUGAUGAUGACGACGACGAUGACGAUGACGUAACUGACGACGAUGACGACGAAGAUGAUGAUGAUGACGAUGAUGAAGACAGUGUUCUUUCUGAUGUUAUUGACGCUCGGAAUGCACGAGCAAUAAAGGGAAGUCCCAAAAUGCCACCAAUCUACAUCUCAAAGUACAACAGAUUCGUGGAUGCGGUAUUAAACAGGAUCAAUAGAAUGAUAGGGAAAAACUAUGAUCCAGUAAGAGUGAAAUUGCUCAGUGAGAUGCAGCAAAAAAAUUUGAAAAACAAUUCGGGAAAAGGCAAAAAGAACAUGGCAGCGAAAAAAGAUGGAACCAAGAAGAGCAACAAGAUGGGAGAACUGAAUCUGGCAAGGUCCGACAACACAAAAUACCAGAUCAUUUCCGAUUCAACGUCCAGUCCAACAACGUCAGAACACAUAGAACCGGAGUUUGUUCUUAUUUCAAAAGCUAGUAAUAAAGAGGAAUCUUCUAAUUCUGUUAAGGAUACAAGUGAAAUUCGGGCGACACCUACUAGACAAACUAAUAAAAAGAAAGGAGCUACUAACAAUAAACCAAAGGGAGGAAGCAAAACUAAAGUGACCAAAGGAAAUAAGAAACCUGGUAAUACUACCAAACAGUCUGCAUCAACAAAGAAACCACCAAAAGCUAGAGCCACACUAUUUGGGCUUAGUAGUCUUAAAAGAGAUGGAGAUGUAACUGUAAAUAUGAUGUCUGACCAUACGAAUGUAAAAACCAAUUUUGUUUUGGGACCUUUGACUUUAAGAGUGGAGAGAGAAGUAGGAAGAAAAAGUGGUAAAAGAGAAUUAAGAAGUGCCACAGCAACAACAGCUGAAAUGUACGGUAGACUGAACCUUAAACUGGUUGAUGGUGGUGUUGCAACACUUCAUUCCAUAAAGGUUUUACAGCCUAAGCAAGUACGAAUAGAUACCAAAGACAACCACGAUAAGACCACAGAAUUUAUGUGGAAAAGAAGCCCACAAAUCGCAUCUAUAGUCUCCGAUAAACUGGCGUCCGUUGCUAGAUCAAUGCUGAAACCGCCACCACAGCCCAGGCCCUAAAUUUUCUACAAAAACAAAAUCGAAAUGAUACUCAAUAAGUUAGGCUUAGUAUAAGAAAACUUUUUUUUAUAGUCUGGUGUGUGUAUAAAAUAGUGUUUUACAAAAGUUGGUGUUUUAGAUUAUAGUCGUGCGAUUAGAUUAUAGUACAAUACUUGGGAUAAAAUUGAAUGUUGGAUAUUUAAUGUAAGUUAUUUAUUAUAAUAUAUUUAUUUAUUUAUUAA